GAAAUGGAUCGCAAGCUUCUAAAUGCUUUGAUUAUUAUGUCUUGUUUUAUCAUCGCAGCAGCAUUCUUUAGUAACGUUGUUGUGCUAGCAGCAACAUACAAAGAUAGACGUUUGCACAAACCAGGUAAAUAUUUUGUUGCAAGUCUGGCCGUAUCUGAUCUGCUGGUAGCCAUGCUCAGUCUGACGAUGCGACUCGUUGUUGUCUUCCUAAACAUAAAGAAGCCAAUGACGUUAGUAUUUUGUUACUUCUGGAUUUGGGUGGAUAUUUUCACGGAGGCUACCUCUAUUUCCACAGUGACCAUCAUCUGUAUAGAUCGUUACUACAAAGUGUCUAGACCGUUCAGAUACAAGAUAAACAUGACAACGCAUCGCGCAUGUCGCAUCAUCGUUUUUCUAUGGAUGUAUUCAGCAGUACUUGGUGUACUUGGUCUUAUACCGUACCAUGAAAAUAAAGGUGUGCAUACAAACUAUUCAAAAAAAUGUUUGAAUGACAAUGAGAUAUUCUACACUCUUGCAGCGAUACUUAGUUUCUUUCUACCUGUCGUAAUACUCGUCAUAUUAUGUACAUUAAUAUUUCGUAUUGUACAGAAUCAUAGCAAGAAACUUCUGACAAAUCUGCCAAACCAUGAUAUAUGUUCAAGGAAAAACAAUCACAAGCGACAGUAUUCAAAUAGACGAAGUUUGAUAACGCUGGCACUCAUUGUGCUCACGUUCAUUAUAUGCUGGGGUCCAUUCUUCGUGAUUUUUCUUAUAUCCCAAUAUAAGCCUUCACUGGGCUUACAGAAUAAUGUAGUUUUACAGAGUGUCUGUUUUGUUGUCCUUCCAUAUAGCAACAGUUUUUUCAACCCAAUCAUCUAUGCGUUUUUUGAUAAAACCUUUAACAUGGCCAUCAAAGACAUGAUCUUUGGGAGAAAGAAAAAAGGCACUCGUAAUAACUGCUAUUUUCACAAAGUACUACAAGGGCAAACGACAAAAACUACUAAAACAUGUUUAAAAAUGGACAACUGAGUGAAAAUUUUCUACCAAUUUUAUCAUCAGAACUUUAUAGUAACUAGUAAAUAAACGAUUGAUUUGAAUCAACACUAUAGCUUUAUAUAACAAAAUUCAAACGUGAUUUCUCCAAAAUUAUAUUAUAAUGUAUGGUACUGUGGUCUUCAAGAGGAUAAUUUAUGAAUAUAAAACAAGUAUUGAAAUAAAUCAGAGAAUAAUGUUCGAAA
Molecule: messenger RNA, 1217 nt
Organism: Xenia sp. Carnegie-2017
Lineage: Eukaryota; Metazoa; Cnidaria; Anthozoa; Malacalcyonacea; Xeniidae
Product: beta-2 adrenergic receptor-like
Exons: 1
Coding region: 4-1008 (334 amino acids)
Biological process (GO): G protein-coupled receptor signaling pathway, coupled to cyclic nucleotide second messenger; chemical synaptic transmission
Cellular component (GO): membrane; dendrite
Molecular function (GO): G protein-coupled serotonin receptor activity; neurotransmitter receptor activity
Source: RefSeq, a predicted model, not a curated record